UUGGUAGACAUCGACAAUGAUGAGGGAUAUGAAUUGAUUGAAGAGCCUAUUCAUGGAAAUGACUCCACAUUUAGAUCUGUUAUUGCCAUCAGAAAUACUAAACAAUCUGACUUCGGUUCAUACAACUGUUCCGUUUGGAAUGAAUUCGCCAACUUUUCGCCACUUUUAUUAUCCGUGGGAAUAAUAAUCUGCGGAAUUGUUUUCAUAAUCGUCUCCACAAUAAUCAUAAUCCUAUGGUUUAAACACAAGAAUAAGUUUUUUGACCUCAAAUUAGGUCAGACUCUGUCGGUCGACAUUAACUCCACGGCCAACGGAAAGCCGAAUAAUUUAGUAAUAGGUUCGGCAAGUUCUGGCAGUUCUCGCACCGACUCAGACAUUAAGAUGGAGGUGCGGACAACCAGUUCACUGUCGCAACAGUUGGACGACACCGACCAUCACUGCAAUGAACGAAAUGACCGCAAAAAUAUCGCACAAGAGUUGAAUAAUAUUUAUAAUAAGGCUAACAGUGCGGCUCAGCCUUUCGUUUUCCCUUCAAUUCAAAAUUCAAAUGGUUUUAUACCGACUUAUGUGGACUACAGUCACGACUACCUACUGGUGCCAUCAGCACAAGUGCCAUCCACUCGCAACAGUUUAUCGCCAAACCAUAGCCAACACGCGGCGAUAAUUAUCUCAUCGGUGGACAACCAGAGGGCCAGUUAUGCAAUAGAGCCCACGUAUGGCACACUCGGCAGCGACCAGAGGUACCGACCGGUCGGUUACGCGAACCCAUACCUCCGGACAUCCAAUUCCUCAUCAUUUGUGACCACAAACAGUGAUAAUAAUAACACAAACAAUCAAUUGUCUGCCGGAAUGUAUAGCGCCAACCAAAGGUAUAUCACAAACAAUGGACACACCGGCCAGUCGUCUCAAAAUAAUCAAUUGGCGACACAUAAUACGAAUAAUGAAUAA
This is a messenger RNA of Oppiella nova, 948 nucleotides long. NCBI's taxonomy places the organism in Eukaryota, Metazoa, Arthropoda, Arachnida, Sarcoptiformes, Oppiidae. The record is from the annotation of a GenBank genome assembly.